Molecule: messenger RNA, 249 nt
Organism: Dracunculus medinensis (Guinea worm)
Lineage: Eukaryota; Metazoa; Nematoda; Chromadorea; Rhabditida; Dracunculidae
Source: the annotation of a GenBank genome assembly
GAUGUUAAAUGCGAUUCAUCUUCGAUGAGCGAGAGAAAUAAAGAAUUUUGCGAUCAUUCAUGGUCCAAUGGGUACCAUUUUGGAGCACUAUCGUGUGCUGCUUGUAGUGCAUUUUUUCGUCGAUCUGUGUCAGAAUGUCGUAAAUACUUUUGUCAAAACGCUGAUGCCAGAUGUUUUUGUCGUGCAUGUCGUUUGAAAAAAUGUCUCGAACAGGGAAUGGAUCCCAAUUGUAAAUUGAAAUUUAUUUAA